AUGGCUCUAAACGGCUCUGGUGAGGGCUUGGGCUGCGAGGGCCACGGCCGCCGGGGAGCGGGACGCAGCGCGCUCGGGCGAGGCUCCUCGGUCCCUUGUGCCUCUGUCCCCGCAGAGGCCGACGAUAGCUCGUGGCAGCCCCCGACCGAGGCGGAGACCAAAGUGCUGCAGGCGCGGCGGGAGCGUCAGGAUCGCAUCUCCCGGCUCAUGGGCGAUUACCUGUUGCGUGGUUACCGCAUGCUGGGCGAGACGUGCGAGGACUGCGGGACGAUCCUCCUCCAAGACAAACAAAAGAAAAUCUACUGCGUAGCUUGCCAGGAGCUCGACUCAGACGUGGAUAAAGACAAUCCGGCGCUGAAUGCCCAGGCUGCCCUCUCCCAGGCCCGGGAGCACCAACUCGCCUCCACCGUGGAGCUGCCCCCGGAGGGCACUGGGUCCACUCCGCAGCCCCCCGUCCCCCGUCCAGAGCACUGUGAGGGAGCUGCAGCCGGGCUCAAGGCCGCGCAGGGGCCACUCCUGCUUGGCCUUCCACCCAGCGCUGAUGCUGUGGCCUGCACGCAGGAGGCCCUGUUGCAGAAGCUUAACUGGGCGUCUGCCGAGCUGAUCCCCAGCACCUCUCUGGAGACCAGCAUCCAGCUCUGCAGCCUCAUCCGGGCUUGCGCCGAAGCUCUGUACUGCCUCCGGCAGCUGCAGCACUAAACGACCCCCACCCUCCGGAGAAGAACCCUCUAGAAAAACAGCUGUUCCUUUUGUGUGAUUUGUCGUAGUUCUGGGCGUGCAUGCGGCCCAGCCUGCCUUUUCCUCACGCAUCCUGCCCCUGCGGUCCCCGACGCCCCCAGUCUCCGUUAGGGUGCGGGUACCUUUUUCCCCCUGAAGAGGGAACCAGAGGGAUGGACCCCUGCGGCCUCCUCAGCCAUCCGGUGCCCAUCCCGCCACCCCCUAACAUCCCCCGAGCGGUUCGGGGUGCCAGUCCCCCAGGGGACACUGCCCUACACCAUCCGGACACCCCCAUCCUGGU
This is a messenger RNA of Sorex fumeus (smoky shrew), 1018 nucleotides long. RefSeq names its product zinc ribbon domain containing 2 (gene ZNRD2). The record is from RefSeq and is a predicted model, not a curated record. Lineage: Eukaryota; Metazoa; Chordata; Mammalia; Eulipotyphla; Soricidae. The transcript is spliced from 3 exons. Bases 1 to 699 code for a protein of 232 amino acids.